Molecule: messenger RNA, 1971 nt
Organism: Ceutorhynchus assimilis (cabbage seed weevil)
Lineage: Eukaryota; Metazoa; Arthropoda; Insecta; Coleoptera; Curculionidae
Source: the annotation of a GenBank genome assembly
AUGAUAAAUCAAUAUCUGCUCCUAAUCUACUUAGUUUCAAGUCAUUAUACUUUGUCGGCCUCCAGUUCUAAUGAGACUAAAAGUCGGGAAGAGCAUACGCUGUCGGCCUCCAGUCCUAAUGAGAUUAAAAGUCCGGAAGAGCAUACGUUGUCGGCCUCCAGUCCCGAUGAGACUAAAAGUCCGGAAGAGCGUGCAUUGUCGGAUUCCAGUCCUAGACCUAAUGAGACUAAAACUCCGGAAGAGCGAAGUAUAACUGCAGAAACACUUUCUACAUACACGUAUCCAUAUGUCGUUAAAGUGGAGUCGGAACACCAUAAUCAGUUCAGACUCCUGGGUGGAGGAACGCUGAUUGCACCAGCAUUUGUACUAACUUCAGGUAUCGUUACUGAUCUGAUGAGUAGCUACCGCCAUUGUAGGAUAGUAGUAUUAGCUGAUCGUACUAAGAAUAGUCGAACGGUUAACAUUAAGAAAAAUUUCACUCAUCCAACAAAAUCAGUUGCCCUUCUGGAAUUGUCAGAAUCAUUACAUGCGGGUCCAGGCAACAUCGGAUUUGUAACUCUUCCCAAUCGGCAAGGAACCAGUAAUUUUUCUGUAGAAUAUAGAGGUUCAUUUAAGAUCAUGGGAUUUGGAUUCACACAAUCAAGUUUCUGGUCAAUCCCAAACCUAGCUGACAUCACUCAAAAUAUUCUCCGAGGUGGUUAUGUUGCAAUAGUUCCUAAUAAAGAGUGCGAGGAAGAAGGAGAUAAUGUUUUUUGCUUUAAACUCGAUACGAACAACGUUCACCCAAGUUCUUCCGACCGUGGAGGGCCAUUGAUAUACGAAGAUAAGCAGGUUGGUAUUAUUGGUAUCGCCCAUAAAGAGAAACUUUCUAUGAUUGUCAAUGCUAAAGUAGCGCAUUAUUUGGAUUUUAUCGAAGAGACCAUAGACAAGAGCUCUUUUUCAUGUCAUUAUACGUUGUCGGCCUCCAGUCCUAAUGAGACUAAAAGUCCAGAAGAGCAUACGUUGUCGGCCUCCAGUCCUAACGAGAUUAAAAGUACGGAAGAGCAGACGUUGUCGGCCUCCAGUCCUAAUGAGAUUGAAAGUACGGAAGAGCCUACGUUGUCGGCCUCCGGUCCUGAUGAGAAUGAAAGUCCUGAAGAGCGUUUAAAGGAUUCACAUGUAUGUAAGACAGGCCAGUAUCCAUAUGUUGUUAAAGUGGAGUCGGAAAAAAGCAAUACAUUCUAUUGCAUGGGUGCAGGAACGUUGAUUGCACCACAAUUUGUACUAACUUCAGCUGUCGUUACUGGUUAUAUGAGUCAAUAUCACCAUGGUAGGAUAGUAGCAUUAGCUGAUCAAGAGAAUCCUCUAAGGGCUAACGUCAAGGAAAAUUUUACUGAUCCAUCAAACUCAAUUGCCCUACUGAAAUUGUCAGAAUCAUUAGAUGAAAGUGAUGGCAACAUCAAAUUUGCACCUCUUGUCGAUCGGCAACAGUAUGAUGUCAGCAAUUUUACUCUACAUUGCAAAACAGUUGAAAUCAUGGGAUAUGGACUCACAAAAUCUAGUUCCUGGAACAUUCUCCCAUCAUUAUCCAUAGAGGUUCCAAAUGUUCUCUAUUGUAGUUUUGUUACACUAAUUUCUAAUGAACAGUGCAAAGAAAAGUUUCGGGCGCUGAAAGUGAGACCAACGAAAGUGAUAGUUCCCGAGGAUAAUGAAGAUAGUUAUUUAUGCUUCGAACUCAAACAGGCCGAUAGUCACCCAGGCGUUACCGACUUUGGAGGGCCAAUAUUAUGCCAUGAAGUCCAGGUUGGUAUUAUCGGUUACUACUAUGAGAAACUGGAGACCACCACUAUCAAUGCUAAAGUAGAGCAUUAUUUGGAUUUUAUCGACAAGAUCAUGGAGAAGAACUCUUCUACUACCGCUUACUCUGGCUCUAUCGUAAUCACCAUAAUUAUUUUUGGAUUAUAUUAUACCUGCUCUACUGUACAAUUUUAA